AUGGACGUCGCCGUCUCUUCCUCUCUCAUCCGCAAAGCCUCCGGAAACCGACCUACCAAAUACGAACAAGGUAAACAAAUCUCCCGCGCCCUCGAACGCGUAGGUCCCUCAUACCUUAACCUCCGUGCUCUCGCCACCUAUGGAAACCCCACCGUCACCGAUGAUCACUUCCAAAACCAAGAGUUCAAAGACCAAGUCCUCUUUCUUAUCCGUCGCAUAAUAGGCGCUUACGACACGCUCAUGGAUAAAGGUCUCGUGUCCCGCGACACGUACACUGAAAUAUACGAACGUCGCAAUAAACUCAUGGCCUACGAAGAACGUGCCAAACAACAGCAGGACGGAUCUAAAAAAUACCCAGGCCGCUUCAAGUACAAGCUCGAGCCCAAAGAAGAUGAUGAAGAACCCCAAAUGUCUACCGAUCACCAGACCCCUGAAUUCCAAAAGCCUAUCGAUCGCCGCACUCAUGAAUUUUCGAAAAUGCAAUUCAAAAAAGCAGUCAAGGGGGGCUUGGCUCCAUUUGCUGCUACUCAGGGAUAUGUGGCGCGCGUUCAACCGUUUGCAAAAAGGAAGUCGAAUGUUGGGGCUCCGGCGUCGUUUGCAAACAGGAAGCCAACUACUGAGACGUCUGCUAGUUUUUAA
Botrytis sinoallii is the source of this 639-nucleotide messenger RNA. RefSeq lists its product as uncharacterized. NCBI's taxonomy places the organism in Eukaryota, Fungi, Ascomycota, Leotiomycetes, Helotiales, Sclerotiniaceae. The record is from RefSeq and is a predicted model, not a curated record. Bases 1 to 639 code for a protein of 212 amino acids. The transcript has a single exon.